This is a messenger RNA of Salvelinus sp. IW2-2015, 2561 nucleotides long. Its product is annotated as cadherin-4-like. Lineage: Eukaryota; Metazoa; Chordata; Actinopteri; Salmoniformes; Salmonidae. Gene Ontology annotation, biological process: homophilic cell-cell adhesion; cell-cell junction assembly; cell morphogenesis. The record is from RefSeq and is a predicted model, not a curated record. Gene Ontology annotation, molecular function: cadherin binding; calcium ion binding. Gene Ontology annotation, cellular component: adherens junction; plasma membrane; catenin complex.
UAAAGCGGGGGGCUUCGAGAGCAGUGACCCUAACUUCAGUGUGCGCCCUGACGGCUCGGUGUACGCGGAGCAGGAGGUGGCCAACCUGUCAGAACCGAUCCAGUUCAUGGUGACCGCCCGCGGAGGUCAUGACCCUCACAUCUGGGAGACCACGGUCAAGCUGGCCUUGGUUGGACACCAGCCCUCUGUCCCUGUGAGUCAGAUUGGAGUGGAGGAUAUGAUUGCAAGGGCCUGGGACUCUAAUCCCAGGGUUAUCAAGUUUCCACAGAAACAUCAAAAAAGCUCCUCUGCCAAUGGACUGAGACGACAGAAGCGGGACUGGGUCAUCCCACCAAUCAAUGUGCCUGAAAACUCCAGAGGACCCUUCCCACAAAUGCUUGUCAGAAUCCGCUCGGACCAGGACCUGGAGAAAGGGAUCCGCUACAGCAUCACUGGAGCAGGGGCGGACCAGCCUCCCAUUGAUGUGUACAACAUCGACCCUGUGCACGGCAAGAUGUUUGUCACCAGACCCCUGGACAGAGAGGAGAGGGCCUCCUACCAUCUGCGGGCCCAUGCUGUGGACAUGAAUGGGAACAAGGUGGAAAGCCCCAUAGACCUAUACAUCUACGUCAUCGACAUGAAUGACAACCGGCCAGAGUUCCAGAACCAGGUCUACAAUGGCUCUGUGGCUGAAGGCUCAAAGCCAGGCACGUUGGUGAUGCAAGUGACAGCCAACGACUCAGAUGACGACACCACAGCCAAUGGGAUGGUGCGCUACCGGAUCCUGUCCCAGACCCCCCACAUGCCCAUCCCCAACAUGUUCACCAUCAACAGUGAGACGGGAGACAUCUUCACCAUGGCUGCUGGCCUGGAUAGGGAGAAAGUGUCCCAGUACAUCAUCAUCGUCCAGGCCACGGACAUGGAGGGGAACCUGAACUUUGGCCUGUCCAACACGGCCACCGCCCUCAUCUCUGUGACCGACAUCAACGACAACCCUCCCGAGCUGACCGCCAGGACGUUUUCGGGGGAGGUCCCAGAGAACAGUGUGAAUGUGGUGGUGGCCAACCUGACAGUGAUUGACAGGGAUCAGCCCCACAGUCAUAACUGGGCUGCCCAGUACCGCAUCGCCAGCGGAGACCCCCAGGGUCACUUUCUCAUCCGCACCAACCCUGUCAACAACGACGGCAUGGUCACUGUGGUCAAGCCGGUGGACUAUGAGCAGAACAGGGCCUUCAUGCUGACUGUGAUAGUCUCUAACAAGGCCCCCCUGGCCAGUGGGAUCCAGUCUUCUCUCCAGUCUUCAGCGGGGGUCACCAUCUCCGUACAGGACGUCAACGAAUCCCCUGUCUUCCCCACCAACCCCAAGUCCAUCCGUUUUGAGGAGGGUGUCCCUGCAGGCACCACACUCACCGUGUUUGCUGCCCAAGACCCUGACCUCUUCAUCCAGCAAACUGUCAGGUACUCCAAGCUGUCUGACCCCGCUAACUGGCUGAGGAUCAACAGGACCAAUGGUCAGAUCACCACCAUGGCUGUGCUGGACAGGGAGUCUAUGUACGUCAGGAACAACAUCUAUGAGGCCACCUUCCUGGCUGCCGACAAUGGUUCUCCCCCGGCCAGUGGAACAGGUACUCUGCAGAUCCAUCUGAUAGAUGUGAAUGAUAAUGCUCCGGUGAUGAUGCCCAAGGAGGCCCAGUUGUGUGAACGCGCCAAUCCCCGCUCCAAGGUCAACAUCACAGCCUCCGAUGCCGACGCUGACCCCCAUGUGGGACCCUUUGUGUUCGAGCUGCCCUCCUACCCCUCCAGCGUCCGACGCAACUGGACCAUCUCCCGGAUCAGCGGUGACUAUGCCCAGUUGAGACUGAGGAUUCCCUACCUGGAUGCAGAGGUGUAUGAUGUUCCCAUCAUCGUGUCGGACUCCGGUAACCCGCCCCUCUCUAACAGGUCCAUUAUAAAGGUCAAGGUGUGUCCGUGUGAUGACAACGGAGACUGUACUACCACCGGAGCUGUGGCUGCCUCCGGACUGGGGACCGGAGCCAUCAUAGCCAUACUCAUCUGUAUCAUCAUACUGCUUAUCCUGGUGCUAGUGUUUGUGAUGUGGAUGAAGCGCAGGGAGAAGGAGCGUCAGGCCAAGCCCCUGCUGAUCGACCCAGAGGAUGACGUCAGAGACAACAUUCUGAAGUACGACGAGGAGGGAGGAGGAGAGGAGGACCAGGACUAUGACUUGAGCCAGCUGCAGCAGCCUGAGUCUGUGGAGCACAUAAUCAGUAAACCAGUGGGGGUGCGCAGGGUGGACGAGAGGCCCAUCAUCGCUGAGUCCCAGUACCCCGUCAGACCCAGCCUGCCCCACCCUGGAGACAUCGGAGACUUCAUAAACGACGGUCUGAGGGCGGCGGACAACGACCCCACGGCCCCGCCCUAUGACUCCCUGCUGGUGUUUGACUAUGAGGGCAGUGGCUCCACGGCCGGCUCUGUCAGCUCCCUCAACUCCUCCAGCUCAGGAGACCAGGACUACGACUACCUCAACGACUGGGGACCCCGCUUCAAGAAGCUGGCAGACCUCUACGGCGGGGGAGACGACUGAG